This is a messenger RNA of Sitodiplosis mosellana (orange wheat blossom midge), 2053 nucleotides long. RefSeq names its product synaptic vesicle glycoprotein 2B-like. Lineage: Eukaryota; Metazoa; Arthropoda; Insecta; Diptera; Cecidomyiidae. Gene Ontology annotation, biological process: transmembrane transport. The record is from RefSeq and is a predicted model, not a curated record. Gene Ontology annotation, cellular component: membrane. The transcript has 8 exons. Bases 148 to 1824 code for a protein of 558 amino acids. Gene Ontology annotation, molecular function: transmembrane transporter activity.
CUAAGGCAAACUAUAAGCCGCGAACAGUUCACGUUUAUCGUUGCAGUAGUAGCGCUAAAUCAGCUCAAAUCAAGUAUCAAAGAAUAAUUUCGACCGUUACAUAACUCGCAAUAUCACUACUGACGUGCUGACCAUUUGUACAACAGAAUGUGCCAAAAAAACAAUCUCCGCGAUGCGGAAAAUGGCUGCGGUGAGCCCAAAUUGUCGAAUGAUCUGCCGCCGAAGAAAAAAACCAUAUACAUGGAAGAAGCGAUUACGAAAACCAAGUUUGGGCUUUUCAAUUAUUACAUAAUAUUUGUGAGCGGCAUUAUUUUGUAUGCGGUUGGGCUGGAAACAUGUGCCAUUCUGUAUGUGAUUCCGGUUUCCACGUGUGACUUGAGCUUAACCACAAAUCAAAAGGGAAUUUUGGGAGCUGCUACAUUCGCUGGUAUAAUUUGUUCCUCUCAUCUAUGGGGCUUUUUGGCGGAUACCAAAGGCCGUCGCCGCGUCAUUCUACCUUCGUUAAUGGCAGCGGUUGCCAUGUCUGUCGUUUGCUCAUUCAUACAAAACUUCUAUAUUUUCACUGCGCUUCGCUUUCUCAAUGGAUUUUUCAUGUCUUGCGCUUCCGGCACGAUUUAUGCCUAUUUGGGUGAAUUUCAUAAUAAUAUUCAUAGGAGCCGGGCGAUUAUGGGGGCUGCUAUAAUUUACGGUAUAUCAUGCAUGAUGAUACCAAUUACGGCUUGGUUUUUCAUUAAUCAAGAUUGGCAAUUCCAAGUUCCUUACAUUGGUCUCACUUAUAAGCCAUGGCGUUUGUUCGUUGUUGCGUGCGCUAUACCCGGAUUUAUAUCGGUUUUGGCUUUAACUUUACUGCCAGAAUCACCGAAAUUUCUUCUCAGUCAGGGAAACAAAGAAGCAGCAUAUCAAAUCUUACAAAAAAUGAAUCGAUGGAAUAAUGGUGAAAAGUGUGAGCUUGAGCUGUUCGAAAUUCGCGAGGAGACUGAUUCAAUUGAAAAAAGGCAACGCUAUUUGGACAACAAGAACAGUCGAUUCCCGUUGCUGAAAUCGGUUUGGGACCAAACGGCACCACUUUUCAAACCUCCAUAUUUAAAGUCGACCAUUUUGAUUUGUACCAUUCAGUUUGGUAUUUAUUCAACGAGCACCGGAUUUUUCAUGUUUUUUGCUGAAGUUUUGAACAAAAUGUCAGCAAACUUGGACAAUUUUUAUGACCAAAGAAUAUCCAUGUGUGAUGCAAUCAAUAUGAAACCAGUAAAUAUGAGUGCCAUCGAAUAUGAUGUGGUUAAUGAUGAAGUUUGCAUUGAAAAACUCGAACUGUCAACACUAGAAAAUGGUAUCGUUUUAGAAAUUGCUUUUGGAUUGGGCCAUAUUUUGGUGGGCUUACUCAUCAAUAAAGUCGGGAAAUUUCCAAUCAUAUUCUUUAUUUUAUGUACAACUGGCUUGAGCGGAAUUGGUUGCAUGUUAACUGAUAUUCCCGCACUCCAAAUAUCUCUCUUCCUCUCACUUUUAUCCUCUGGUGUAGCCGCCAAUGUCGUGAGCUCGGCUACUGUUGAAUUGUAUCCAACGACGUUGAGAGCGAUGGCCCUGUGUAUCUCAUUGAUGUUUGCUCGGUUCGGUGGUGUUGCUGGCUCGAAUACAGCAGCUUUUCUAUUGGAUAAUCAUUGUGAAGCUGCGUUUUAUUUGUCUGGUUCGGUUGUGACAGCAAUGGGGCUACUGGCAUUCUUCAUUCCGAAUAUUCACAAGAAAGUAUCGAAUGCUGCCAUAGAAGAAACUAGGAACGAUCCACGCUUAAGCCUCGUAUCAUUCAGAGGAUCUGUGAAAAGUUUCUAAUCACUUCGACUGAAUAGAUGAAAGGAAAAAGAGAAAUCGAACUGACUGAAACAAGGCUGAAUAACAGUAAAAAAAAAAAUAAGCUAAGUCAUACGCAGCAAUUAUGUAUGAGUAAAGUUGUGAACAAAAACUGUGUCUCAGAAUCUGAUGACUGUUGCAAAUCCCUACUUUGAAUCUAUUUAUUAUUUUUUAAUAUUUCGUAAUAAAUUCCAAUUGACAAAAUAUGAAA